CCUUAUCCAUUCUUUGGCCGUCGGCUGUUGCCUGCUGUUUUUUUCCUAUUCGGCGAAUUGGAAGCUCCACUCGAAGAAAGAGCAGGCAACGAACUUGGAAUGGCGAUGAAAUGUUUGGCGCCCAAUCUAUCUUCCCAACCAUACGCUUACUCUGUCCGCUUUGCUUCAUCUACCAUUUCCGCUGAAUCAACUUCAGCUGCCACCCAAGUCGCCGCCGCAACUUCUCCCCUGCCCAAGGCAAUUACGACGACCAGACGAAAAGCUUUAUCGGCAGCAGCAUCCUUAAUCCUAUCCACCUUGCCAUUCUCCGCCGCCAAUCCUGCCUAUUCUUCUUCGAUCACCGAUUUCCUCGAGCUUCCGAAUUCCGGCGGCGUCAGGGCGUUGGACCUCCGCGUCGGUUCCGGCGCAGUCCCCGCCGACGGCGACCAGGUGUCAAUCCAUUACUAUGGAAGGUUGGGAGCCAAACAAGGAUGGCGGUUUGAUUCGACUUACGAUCAUAAAGAUGCCAGUGGGGAGGCGAUUCCUUUUGUAUUCAUUCUCGGCUCUGGAAAAGUGAUUGCAGGGAUUGAAUCAGCCGUUAAGUCGAUGAAAGUGGGCGGCAUUCGUCGGGUGGUGAUUCCCCCCUCCCAAGGCUAUCAGAACACUUCGCAAGAACCUUUGCCUCCUAAUUUCUUUGACAGGCAGAGGCUGUUCACCACAAUUUUCAACCCAACGCGGCUUGCCAAUGGAGAAGGGUCCACAUUGGGAACACUCAUCUUCGACAUCGAGCUCGUCGGCCUGAGGAAUUAGGCAGCCGGAGCUCUUGGGUUCUGCAACUUUUUGGUACCAGUGUAUCAUUGUAACUUCACAUAUUCUUUGUAUUUUGAUCCUGCUUUAUAAGGGCUGAAAAUUGAGUAUUACAUGAAUGUUUAUUUAUGUGCUACCAGUUUCAUCUCGCAGUAAUAGUAAAGAGGAUUAAGGGUUGUGAUUGGGUGAUCUACGCUACGGUGACAAGGCAGCUGAAUGUUGAUGCAUCCUUGUAGCUGCCCACAAAUUCAAGACUAUAGCCUUGUCACCAACGGUGGCUCCUCGCACAUCACGGUACAGAAUGUUACUGAUCUCCACAUCUGAUGAGAAGUCAUGAGGAGGAACAAGCGCCAUAUAGGUGUAUUCUUGGUCAAUGAUGAGUGCCACAGAAGACAUUAUCAGUGUUGCAAAUUAGCAAUUCUGAGGAAACGAUUUGGGUUAGGAAAUACAGGAUUGAACAAAUAUAUGAAUUGUUCGGUUGGGGAUUGAAUGGAGUGAGUGGUAUGGAUAUUUUCUACCUUCCACUUCUUGAUACUAGCACCAUGCUAGUUCUAGUGAACUUGGGAGUCCUGAGCAUGGACUUCUUCCACCGUCUCAUAGGCUCCAUUCUUUCUCAGGCUUCCAACACUAAAUGCCAUGGCGAUGUCGGAAAUGUUGAUCUAAGGUGAAAAGCCAUUGAUGCAAAUGCAAUCAUCCCCUUUAAGUAAGCAGGGAGUCUAGCUGGCUCAUUAUUUCCAGAACUGAGAAUGGCAUGUACCCAACAAGUCUCAAAAUGGACUCGUACCUGUGCCAGUGAAGUCGAGGAUCUGAACGUUGGAAGAAGUGCCAGUGAAGUCGAGGAUCUGAACAUCGGAAGAAGUACCAGUGAAGACUGUUUGUUGAAACUAACUGCCUGCAGAAAAAUGUACAAAAAGUGCAAAGGCAGUAACCAUUUCAAGCGCUAGCUAGCUAGACAGACUGGCAGAGGCAGAGGCAGAGGAAUGUUAAGCAGGGCGUGCAGAAGCGUGAGACACAAGGGAUUGUUCAUUCAGAAUUAGCCACGUGCAUCUAACAGGACCGCCUCGAAGAGCUCCAUAGUUAAGCACUUCGAAAGAAAGGUGCUGCUGCGGUAAUCUGCGAGGAGAUGAUGGAGUAGUAGUCCGAGCAAUUAUGAGUAAGAAAACUAGAACAAUUGCUGAUAUACCCUUCACUUUG
This is a messenger RNA of Linum tenue, 1980 nucleotides long. NCBI's taxonomy places the organism in Eukaryota, Viridiplantae, Streptophyta, Magnoliopsida, Malpighiales, Linaceae. The record is from the annotation of a GenBank genome assembly.